CUUUUCUUUUAUUUAUUUAUUCUAUCUUUAAUAAUAGCCUUCCUCUUUGUUUUAUCUAUGAUAUAUUUAUAAUGAAAUUAAUUGAAAGAAUAAAGAAAUAUAUAACAACACUAGGAAGAUUUAUUGGACCUGGCUUUAUGAUUGCUGUUGGAUAUUUAGAUCCAGGCAAUUGGGCAACAGAUAUGGAGGGAGGAUCAUCAUUUGGAUAUCAACUUUUAUUUAUUAUUUUAAUAUCAAAUUUGAUAGCUGUCUUUUUACAGAAUUUAACUAUUCGACUUGGUACAGUUGCGGGUCUUGAUUUAGCUGCUGCUUCGAGAAAGUUUUUCCCUCGUUGGUUAAACUUAUUUUUAUAUGUUUUAGCAGAGUGUGCUAUCAUUGCCACUGAUAUAGCAGAAGUCAUAGGUUCAGCUAUUGCAUUGAAUUUAUUAUUCCCAAAAUUGCCAUUACCUGCUGGUGUCGCUAUUACAGCUGUAGACGUAUUUAUUAUUUUAUUAUUUUAUAACGAAGAGGCAGAUGAUCCUGAUCAUAGUUCGACUAGUUCUGCUUCUGUAAGAAUGGUUCGUUUUUUUGAAAUGUUUGUCAUGAUGUUAGUAGCGGCUGUUGGUAUCUGUUUUGUUAUAGAAUUAGCCUUUUCAGAUAUUGUAGCUGUUGAUGUCUUUAAGGGUUAUCUCCCAUCAAAAGAGAUAUUCACUGAACCUGAAGCUCUUUAUGUUGCUAUCGGUAUUAUUGGUGCAACAGUUAUGCCUCAUAAUCUUUAUCUUCACAGCUUUAUCGUUCAAGCAAGAUGUCGAGAAUGGCGUUUACAAAGACCUAGAGUGGUCAACAAUGGAGAAAGAUGGAUCAUUAAAAACAAUCCAUUUUAUGAUAGUAAAGAGCCUAUUAUAGAACAACAAACCAUCCCUACUCCUACUCUUCUACCACCACCACCAUCACCAGAAAAGAAAAGUAACGGUUCUUCUGUUCAAGUAGUGAGUAUUAGAAUAGAAGAAGAUACAUCCUCUUGUCUAGCUCGAACAGGUGGAAUUCAUUUUGAACAAUUAAAAGCUUAUUUAAAUACUUCUGUAAAACGUAAUUUACACUAUGGCUUUAUGGAUCUUAUUGUGGCCCUUACUUUUGCCUUCUUUGUUAAUUGUGCUAUCUUAAUCGUUGCUUCUGCUAAUUUUUACUAUGGGCCUGAUGAUCGACAGCACCAAGUUCAAGAUUUGUUUAGUGCUCAUGCUCUUUUGAUGCAAUACUUGGGCCCUCCUGCCGCUGUCACUUUUGCUCUAGCUUUAUUAUGUGCUGGUCAAUCAAGCACUUUAACUGCUACUUUAGCAGGUCAAGUUGUAAUGAGUGGUUUCCUUGGUAUGACCACUAAACCUUGGAUUCGUCGUAUUGUAACACGUCUCAUUGCCAUCAUUCCUGCUAUGAUUGCUGCCUGUAUUGCAGGACGUGAAGGUUUAAGUAAUAUGCUUGUAGGCAGUCAAGUUGCACUCAGCAUUCAGUUACCUUUUGCCGUUAUACCUUUAGUUUACUUUACAGCAAAGAAAGAAGUUAUGAAAUUGCAGCUUGUUGUAGAAUCAAAACAUUUAGAAGAUUCUGAAUCUUGUUUAGUCGAAACGGAUCAAAGCAAGAUGUCCCUUAUGGAUCGCAUCAUUGCUCGUUUUCGUUUUUCUAAAUCUAAAUCGGAUUGGUUUCGUUUUCCUCAAUUUCGUAAAGUCAAAUUGAACCGAGAAGCCAUUAAAAAUUACUGUAUUAGAUCCAGUUCACCUAAUACUUCAGUGUCUUCUUCUUCUUGUAAUAAUAGUAAUGGCUAUAUAGAGACUUCAUCCGUCAUAAUUACAUCCAAUGUUACCAAAGAGUUGGAAGAAUGGCCUGAACCUUUAACAUUUCCUAAUGGUUUAAUCACAAAUAUAGUUGCUGUACUUAUUUCAUUAUUAUUAAUUGGACUUAAUGGUUAUUUAGUAAUAUCAUUAUUCAUAAGCGCUUAAAUACAACAUUAAUAAAUUUUGGUUUUUCCAAAAAUAGUAUAAAGAUGCGGAAUUUUA
Messenger RNA from Cokeromyces recurvatus, 2027 nucleotides. RefSeq names its product natural resistance-associated macrophage protein-domain-containing protein. The record is from RefSeq and is a predicted model, not a curated record. Gene Ontology annotation, molecular function: cadmium ion transmembrane transporter activity; manganese ion transmembrane transporter activity. NCBI's taxonomy places the organism in Eukaryota, Fungi, Mucoromycota, Mucoromycetes, Mucorales, Mucoraceae. The transcript has 4 exons. The coding region runs from base 72 to 1970 and encodes 632 amino acids. Gene Ontology annotation, biological process: iron ion transport; intracellular manganese ion homeostasis. Gene Ontology annotation, cellular component: membrane.